UCUCACUGUGAUUGGCUGAUGCAUUUAACUCUCUGCGGCUGCGCGGCGUGGCUGAAGGUUGAAGGACGUGAGUCGGAGACACUGUCUGUCCAAAAACAACAAACAUGUCAACCAGUGGACUCCUCAGCGUGCAGGGACACAUCUGCAGGCGGCUGGCUCACAAGUACCUCUCAAGAACCUACUCGUCUCGCCCUUCGCUCAAUGAAGUCGUCAUUGUCAGCGCAGUCCGCACUCCGAUGGGCUCCUUCAAAGGCAGCCUGGCGGCAGUACCGGCCACCAGACUCGGCUCCAUUGCCAUUAAGGGAGCCAUAGACAAAGCAGGGAUCGCCCCUGAAGAGGUUAAGGAAGUCUACAUGGGCAAUGUGCUUCAGGCAGGAGAAGGACAGGCCCCCACAAGACAAGCUUUGCUCGGAGCAGGCUUGACCCUCGGCACUCCGGCAACAACCAUAAACAAAGUCUGUGCAUCCGGGAUGAAGUCCAUCAUGAUGGCAGCACAGAGUCUCAUGUGCGGACACCAGGAUGUGAUGGUGGCAGGAGGCAUGGAGAGCAUGUCCAACGUACCUUAUGUGAUGACCAGAGAGACGCCAUCCUACGGAGGCGUGAAGAUGGAAGACCUCAUUGUCAAGGACGGACUCACUGACGUGUACAACAAGUUUCACAUGGGCAACUGUGCAGAGAACACAGCCAAGAACAGCCAGAUCACCAGAGAGGAGCAGGACGCCUACGCCAUCGGCUCGUACAGCCGCAGCAAAGCGGCAUACGAGUCCGGCAUUCUGGCCAAGGAGAUCGUACCAGUGAGCAUUCCCCAGAGAGGCAAACCUGACGUGGUCGUGUCUGAGGACGAGGAGUGGAGGCGGGUCGACUUCAGCAAAGUUCCCAAACUGAAGGCGGUGUUCCAGAGAGAGAACGGCACGGUGACAGCAGCCAAUGCCAGCACACUGAACGACGGAGCAGCUGCUCUCGUGUUGAUGACAGCCGACGCUGCAAAGAGACUCAACGUCACUCCACUGGCCCGGAUUGUCUCUUUUGCCGAUGCUGCCGUUGCACCCAUUGAUUUCCCCAUCGCUCCUGCAUUUGCUGUACCAAAGGUUCUGGAUGCAGCGGGGCUGAAGAAGGACGACAUCGCCAUGUGGGAGAUCAACGAGGCCUUCAGCGUGGUCGCGCUGGCCAACAUGAAGAUGUUGGACAUCGACCCAGCAAAAGUCAACGUUAACGGGGGAGCCGUGUCACUGGGACACCCCAUCGGGAUGUCUGGGGCGAGAAUCGUGGGUCACAUGGUGCACAACCUGAAGCCAGGCCAGUACGGGCUGGCAGGCAUCUGCAACGGAGGUGGUGGAGCUUCAUCUAUUGUGAUCCAGAAGCUGUAGAAAACCUGACGAGGAAGCUUCUCUCUGUCUGUGUGUUGACUACCGAACCUCCGUGAACUAGCUUUUUACUGAAGAAUGCACCUGUUACAGCUUUGUUGCCAGCGGCCUUACUCAAACAGCAAAGUAGGACUCCACUGUCAUGAUGUCAUGACUCCAGUGUUUCACACUCCUUUUGUGCAUAAGUGAUUUAAUAUUUAACUCUAAAGUGAGAUGGUUAAAUAAAUAGUUUUUACGAAACCGCUGCUGGUUGUUGAAUAUUUCUGACUCUGGGGUUGAUGCUCUCUAAAGAUUUGACCUACAAUAAAUCAAGUUUCACAACAAA
Molecule: messenger RNA, 1689 nt
Organism: Larimichthys crocea (large yellow croaker)
Lineage: Eukaryota; Metazoa; Chordata; Actinopteri; Sciaenidae
Gene: acat1
Product: acetyl-CoA acetyltransferase 1
Exons: 12
Coding region: 105-1367 (420 amino acids)
Biological process (GO): fatty acid beta-oxidation
Cellular component (GO): mitochondrion
Molecular function (GO): acetyl-CoA C-acetyltransferase activity
Source: RefSeq, a predicted model, not a curated record